Messenger RNA from Argentina anserina (silverweed cinquefoil), 1716 nucleotides. RefSeq lists its product as uncharacterized. The record is from RefSeq and is a predicted model, not a curated record. The coding region runs from base 328 to 1434 and encodes 368 amino acids. Gene Ontology annotation, biological process: regulation of translation. The transcript is spliced from 13 exons. Gene Ontology annotation, molecular function: mRNA binding. NCBI's taxonomy places the organism in Eukaryota, Viridiplantae, Streptophyta, Magnoliopsida, Rosales, Rosaceae.
GAGAGAGAGAGAGAGAGAGAGAUCAAAUUAGGGUUUUCGAAAUCCCCAGAGAAAUUGGUUCCCUCAAGGUUAGUGAGCGGGUAAAUUUUCCCCUUUCUUGUUUGAUUUUAACCUCAAUUUUAACUGAGACGAUUGGAAAGGAAUGAAACUGAGCAUGUUUGAUCUGGUAACCAUCAUGAUGAUGAUGAUGAUUGUGUGUGAGAAAGAGGUGUGCUUAUUAUGUGCAGGGAGCGAGUGUGUGAGAUUUGAGAGAGGUAGGGAGUGUUUAGAGCAGCCAAAGCUUUCUCCUUUUUUUCAAUUCUAGGGUUUCUCUCUCUGCACCACAUCAUGGACCGGAAGCUCGUGGUUUUGGGCAUUCCAUGGGACAUUGAUACAGAAGGGUUGAGAGAGUAUAUGUGCAAAUAUGGGGAAUUGGAGGACUGUAUUGUGAUGAAGGAGCGGUCAAGUGGCCGGUCUCGUGGAUUUGGAUAUGUAACGUUUGCGUCAGCUGAAGAUGCCAAGAGUGUGGCAUCAAGUGAACAUUUUCUUGGUAAUAGAAUGCUGGAAGUUAAAGUGGCUACCCCAAAGGAAGAGAUGAGAACACCUGCAAGAAAAGUUACCAGGAUAUUUGUUGCAAGGAUCCCACAAUCUGUUACAGAAGCAAACUUUCGGAGUCAUUUUGGGAAAUAUGGAGAGAUAACAGAUCUAUACAUGCCAAAGGAUCAAGGCUCAAAAAUGCAUCGAGGAAUUGGGUUUAUAACCUUUGAAAAUGCAGACUCUGUGGAAAAUUUGAUGGCUGAUACUCAUGAGUUGGGAGGUUCCAAUGUAGUUGUUGAUCGAGCAACACCCAAGGAGGAUGACUUCAAACCAGUGGGCAGAAUGCCUCCACAGCAGGGUGGAGGAUAUGGUGCAUAUAAUGCAUAUAUCUCAGCAGCUACUAGAUAUGCAGCCCUUGGUGCUCCGACCUUGUAUGAUCAUCCACCUCAUCCAGGGCCUGUAUAUGGAAGAGGGGAGUCUGCUCGAGGGUUGAGCAAAAAGAUUUUUGUUGGCAGGCUUCCUCAGGAGGCAAAUGCUGACGAUCUCCGCCAGUAUUUUGGUAGAUUUGGCCGUAUAUUGGAUGUCUAUGUUCCCAAAGAUCCCAAAAGAACUGGCCAUAGAGGAUUUGGUUUUGUAACCUUUGGGGAAGAUGGUGUAGCAGAUCGUGUAUCACGAAGAUCUCAUGAGAUCUGUGGUCAGCAGGUUGCAAUAGACACUGCCACACCUCUUGAUGAAGCUGGUACAAGUGGAAACUUUACGGUGAACAAUGUAGAACCCUAUGGUGGAUAUGGUGGACCUAUGCGCCCCUAUGGCAGGAUGUAUGGCAGUCUUGAUUUUGAUGAUUGGGGUUAUAGGAUGGGCGGUGGCGGUGGUGGUGGGAGACCAUCAAGAGCAGAUUGGAGGUACAGGCCAUACUAGAAAUGUCUCGUGUAUUUUAAAGAAAGUGCCAAGCUGAGUUGUUAAUUGAAUUGUAUAAGAUUUAAGGAUUCUAUCCUUUGGUUACUUACAUAAUACUUGAUUCAUCUUCUGAACUUUAUUUUUAAGCAGUAUUAACCAGUAGAAACAUAGGUAGGUAGCUGGGAGUGGAAAAGUACUGGUUGAGGACCAUCUUUUGUGUAGAAAUCACUGUUACCAAGUUUGUAUGGUAAUGCCAGUUUCAUUGACCAGCUCAGUUUUUGUUUGUUAAAUUCCCGACCUUAA